AUGACGAAAACUUCCGCUGAAACUAAAAGCAUAAAGCUAUUCAUAAAAAAUAACUUAGACCAGACAAUAGUAGGAAUCCUAGAACGUAAUGAGACUUUUGUAAGAAAUGAUACUCGUGGCGCGAAAUUAGGACUUAUACUUCACGGAUCAUUAGGCAAUAAAGAUUACUUGUUCCUUCCAAAAAUUGCUAAAAGCUUACCGUUUGAUACUUUUCGUUUCGACUCAAGUGGAAAUGGUGAAAGCGGCGGAGAGCUAUUAUAUCUAAGUAGAAAGCGAGAUUUUGAAGAUAUCCAGAUAGUGAUUAACUUUCUGGAAAACGAAUAUGGGUAUUUCAUAUAUGCUUUUAUCGGUCAUUCUAAAGGAGGAACCAGAGCACUUGGAUAUGUAUCGCUAUAUAACUGCAAAAUCCCACAUGUUGUCAAUAUAUCAGGUGGUUACGACUUGACAAAACAGAUUGCAGUCAUUAAAGAAAAAGUUCCGAUGCAGCGGUUGGAAAAAUUUGGAUAUGCUUAUUUGGAGGAGCAGGUUCAAGGAAAAACGAUUAAAUGUAAACUUACUGAAGAGGAGCUUAUUUGGAUGGAUAAAUUUCCUUCGAUGGAACAAAUGAUGCAAAAUAUUCCGGAAACCACGUGUGUUUUAACUAUAUUUGGGACCUCUGACAAAGUGGUUCCCCUCAAAGACGCUGCAAUGUUUUCGAAUCUUAUUCCAAAUCACAUUCUUCAUUUAAUACAAAAUGCCAAUCACGGAUUCACAAAACAUCAAGAAGAACUUUGCUCCAUUCUUCUAGAUUAUUUCUCAGAUUCCUUCCAAACCGCACAAUUUCAAGCGAGAAAUAAGUACCUUACACGGUUUCCAAGAAUUAUUAAUGUGGAUGGAAUUACCAACUUUCGUGAUCUGGGUGGAUGGCGUUGUGAGGAGGGGUAUCUUCGGCAGCGUUAUAUUUUUCGUUCUGCCCAACUCUCACGGAUUACUACUAGUGGAAUAGAAACACUGCGAAAAUUAAACAUUCAAAAGAUAUUCGAUCUAAGAUCAACCCACGAAAUCGAAAAAUUUGGAUUUGUUAAAAUUGAUGGUAUCGAGCGAAUUUUUGUUCCCGUCUUUCACGAUGACAAUAAUUCACCUGAAACAUUCUAUCGACGAUUCUCGUUAUAUGCUCAAGGUCCUGAAGGUUUCUCAACAGGAUAUAUGAUGAUUCUCGAGGAAGGAAAACCUACAUUUCGAGCAAUGUUCAAUCAUAUACUUACACAGCCCAACUCACCUUUUCUUGUGCAUUGUACCGCUGGAAAAGAUCGAACUGGUGUAUUUGGGAUGUUGGUUUUAAAAUUUGUUGGGGUUUCUGAAGAAGUGAUUGCAAGAGAGUAUGAAAUGACGCAUCACGACUCUGUUUCAGAUCCUAAAAGGACCCAAAUGCUUGCAGAUAGUUUAGAUGGGACGUUUACAGUUGAACAAAUUUGGCGUAUGAUGGGUGCUUUUUACGAAUCUAUGAUACUUACACUAAAAAAAUUCAACGAAACAUACAAAUCUGUGAAUGCAUAUUUAUCGCUACUGGGAUUUAGCGAACAGGAAAUUAAUAAGAUUAGAUCGAAUUUGAUUGUACCGCCAUCGUUGUCUUCAUUGGAAAUUCAAAGUCGAAUGAAUGAAGCCCAAAGAGAUAUUAGCAGUGAUGAUGGAGCUCUUAAAAUCCUUAAGUCAGCUUUAUGA
This is a messenger RNA of Ambispora leptoticha, 1701 nucleotides long. NCBI's taxonomy places the organism in Eukaryota, Fungi, Glomeromycota, Glomeromycetes, Archaeosporales, Ambisporaceae. The record is from the annotation of a GenBank genome assembly.